Molecule: messenger RNA, 1706 nt
Organism: Blastomyces dermatitidis ER-3
Lineage: Eukaryota; Fungi; Ascomycota; Eurotiomycetes; Onygenales; Ajellomycetaceae
Exons: 4
Coding region: 846-1706 (286 amino acids)
Molecular function (GO): hydrolase activity, acting on ester bonds
Source: RefSeq, a predicted model, not a curated record
GCAACCCAACGCGAGUGGAAGGGUUGUAAGUGUGCGCAUCUCAUCAAACACUUGCUAGUAGUAUGCGAAAGGAAGAACGAUGCCAAUUGCAGCCAGAUUUUCCGUGAAGACAUAGACGAGCCGACUCGUGAAAUAUUGAUUCCUUGUUCAGGUCCAGAGCUCCCGGCUCUCCAGCGCGAUGCAACCACAGAAGGAUAAAGGGAAAUCAAUAUUCGGUACCAUGGCUUCCGGCAGCGAUGAUCACCUAGUUUUCAUUUUUGUUUUCAUUCUCCCAUGAUUCUUGGUGAACCUCACCCGAAGGUCCAAUACCUUGCUGUUGAUAGGAAACGGGUUCUUCAGCCACAGGGAGACACCAACUGCAAAGUUGCACAAUGCACGUGCAAAACUAGAUGAGGAUAUCGGUCCUCGCCUCAACUAAAUCCCCAUCCAUGGGCAUCCAACUUAACCAACGAACUGCUGAAGCUCCUGUGUUCCUUGCGCAUGAGGGGCUGCUGUGACCACUAAGAAUGCAGAGAUGCCACCACUCACCAGCCCUAAUUUGAGCGUUGGGAUUUCUUGCUUACUAGCAUCUUCAUCGAGAAAACUAACCUCCGCAGAACGAAGCACCUUCAUCCAUGUCGUCGCAUCCGUUAGAGGACCAGCAAUCAUUCUCCGAAAACUGAAUGUAACGUAUACUACAAAUAGCGAGCGCCAUCCCGUAAAAAUGGGCUACUCAUGGAGAUACCACGGCCAAUAUAACCCACCGGCCAUGCUGUUCGCCUCUAAAUCGGUUAUCCCACUGAUUGCUCUCUUGUCUCCCAGCGCACAAGCAUGGGGCACGAAGGUUCAUAGCCAAAAGAAGUUUUAUGGUCGAAAGCUUCCUGACACCGCAGACGAACAGGAUCAUCAAACAUAUCGUCGAACCACAAUAUGAUGGCUCGAUUGGCCGUGCGGCCGCGUGGGCAGACGAGUGUGGGCGUACAGAUGAGGGGAAGGAUUCGCCCACAUGGCACUAUAUCAAUCCGGCGGAUAACCCCCCGGCCUAUGAAACGUUUACUACAACAGGGACUGCACUGAGCCGGGAUGCAUUGUCCAAGCCCUUGCAAAUGCCACAGUCAAGGUUGAGUCUUGCGUACAUGCCAUCAAAUCUGGAAAACUCAAACAUGAAUCGGACAUCGCGUCGGGACGAAGAAUGGGAGGGUGUUGAACGGGGGCUUCCUGUUGUGAAUGGCUGUGCAGAGGGGAGCGUGGCUGAUGUUGAGGAUGAGGGUGCUGGUGAUAGCAGUAGUGACCGUCGUGAGAAGGGGAGAAGUGGGUCUGGGACGCCGCAAUCAUCACAGCCGAAGCAAAAGUCGACAACGGCUUCUCCAACCAAACCAUCGACCCUUACUUCUCCAAGCUCCUCUCGCGCAUCAAGAGGGACAAUUUCUACAUCCCCAUUCAAGCAGGUAGAAUGCACCGACCCCAAUUGCCUGCGCCCUCGCCUGGUCCCGCGACGCGAAUGCGUUGACGUGCGAUUAUGUCUUCAGCCGGUAUUCAAUGAUACUGAUCUGCUGGAGACCGGGUAUGCGAGCGGUGCGGUUCCGAUUGUGCAGUCGCAGGUGAGCAAGUUUGCGCUGAGGCUAGCGACGUGGUUGAAUCGGCUUGUCGGGGGUUGGUAUAGGGAUCGAGAGGUGAUUCUGCGGACCCACCCGAGUUGGAUGUUAGGGCCGAUGAAGGGGAAAUGA